AAUUCGGUGGGCAGGUAGCGAUCACCGGCGUCUAAGGUGCCACGUACCUGUUGGCACGACCAGAUUAUGGCCUUUUGGGCCAUAAAACAGGUAUCAGGCGGGCCGGCUGAGUGGGUGACAUUCCUGGAAAAACCGUGGAAAACACGCUGGCGUUGAAUGAAUAAGUGUAUAUCAAUUGCCUCCCUUGGCAGAGAAUACUUCAGUUGACGAGCUUCCGUCCAGGCGAACAGAUCGACAUGCAGAUGCACAUGGAACUCCCCUAUGGCCACGGCUACGACCCAAUCAGGAGGCAACCACCGCCGCCUCCACCGCCACAACAGCAUUGGUCCAACAACGGGUUCUCCGACGACUCAGCUUCCUGUUUCCGCCGGGGAUCCUACAUUGAACUGGGCAGCGGGGCCAUGCGUCGCGUGGAGGACAUACGCACCGAGGACUUCAUCCAGUCGGCGCUGCGUAGUCAAAUUUUUGAACUGCGAGAGGCCACAGUCGUUAGGAUAGACCGGGGAGGAUGCCCCAGCCACGUGACCCUCACCUUCAGUUACGACACACACCACGCCAAGGUGGACUUGGAGGUGCAGCCGGGUCAUCCGAUGUUUGUUUACGGACAGGGCUGGGCCUCCUGCGAUCCACAGUUGUCGAUGCAGCUGUACGAGCUCAAGUGCCAGCAGCUGCAGGUGGGCGACAUCUGUUUGUCGCUGGUGCCACGCGAGCAGCCCGCCGCGCCAUGUCCUCCUCCGCCGGCGCCGCCACCACCAUGUCCUCCUCCCUCUCUGCCCACGUCAAUGGAAAUGCCAGCUCCGAUGGGAUCUCCGCCUACCGGCAGCUAUGGAUUGCCGCCGUUCAAGCAUCCGUACCAGGUGUAUGCCCAAAUGGCCAGUUUUGUGGCCGUUUACACCCAGCACAUGAUGGGAAAGCUUAACUAUUAGGCCACAAAUUUAAGGGUUUGGCUGGCGUUUCAGGAAUAUAUUCAGCACUAUUCCUUGUAUACGCCGCGCACGUAAAAAUUGAAUAUAUGUACAAAAAAGUGCAUUGUAUUUUGACUUUUUUUCUUAAAUAAAGUUUAAAGUAACUGUAAUUUUGGUUCAAAUUGCGCGCGCAAAAUAGAACAGAGAUGGCACUUUGGCCGAUACCCACUGCA
Drosophila yakuba is the source of this 1138-nucleotide messenger RNA. It is a transcript of the gene Atx-1, whose product is annotated as ataxin-1-like. Lineage: Eukaryota; Metazoa; Arthropoda; Insecta; Diptera; Drosophilidae. The coding region runs from base 237 to 926 and encodes 229 amino acids. The transcript is spliced from 3 exons. Gene Ontology annotation, molecular function: protein binding; RNA binding. Gene Ontology annotation, biological process: regulation of DNA-templated transcription. The record is from RefSeq and is a predicted model, not a curated record.